Molecule: messenger RNA, 675 nt
Organism: Malassezia sympodialis ATCC 42132
Lineage: Eukaryota; Fungi; Basidiomycota; Malasseziomycetes; Malasseziales; Malasseziaceae
Source: the annotation of a RefSeq genome assembly
UUUGUUAAGAGAAGAAAGAUUGAUGGGCUAGGCUUUGUGUCGCGUUCAGCUUAUAAGCUUGAGCAGCUUGCAUUUAAGUAUCCAUUUCUGCAACCAGGGAGAGUAAUUGUCGAUUUGGGAGCUGCGCCAGGUGGCUGGAGUCAGGCCAUUCUUCAUCAAUGUCCAGACGUCCGGUUGUUCUCCCUGGAUAUACUCCCAUUGAGCUUUUCUUCCCCGCGCGUCACUUUUGUCCAUGGCGACUUUACCGGGCCAAGAGUGCGUGAGCAAUUAUCUCAGCGAAUCCUACAAGAUACUUGCAGUGUGGAUACCAAAGUGGAUGUCGUUUUAAGUGAUAUGAUGGGUGUGUUAUCCAACUCUUACAUCAAAAUAGCAAAUACAUCAGGUCAUCGUAUACGAGAUGCACAGGCGUCUCUUGAUUUAUGCUCAAGUGCCUUUGAAUUUUGUCGACAAAUGCUUCGACCUUCGCAGGCGUUACAAAACCCAACCAAAGAUGCUAGAACAUCGUCUGUCUUCAUCUGCAAGUAUUACAUGAGUGCAGAAGCAGAUCAAUUCAGGCGCGAUAUUCUCGAGCCUUCCUUUGAAUAUGUGCGCGCAGAAAAAAUGGCGGCAAGUCGGGCAGAGAGCCGCGAACAGUAUUGGGUAUGCAUUGGCUAUAGAGGGAAUGGUACAGCUUGA